Paralichthys olivaceus (Japanese flounder) is the source of this 3055-nucleotide messenger RNA. The record is from RefSeq and is a predicted model, not a curated record. Lineage: Eukaryota; Metazoa; Chordata; Actinopteri; Pleuronectiformes; Paralichthyidae.
GACGUUAGCCAACUUUGUCAGGGAGUUUGGGGUUUGGAGCUCAGGUGAUGCAGGUCAACGUGUCUGUGCUGUUCCACAGGGAGCUGGACGAACAUCGACACUGAGGAGGGAAGUGAUGCCCGACGUGGAGCCGCUCAGAUAUCCAUCAAGAGAAGGACGACCCAGUCAACCAGAUCAAGCAGAUCUUCAAGUCGUUUGCUCUGGUCGACGUCGCACUUGUGCUUUGCUCAACAGUCCCUCACCAUGUGUCAACAACGCUAUUUACCAUAUGCAAGAGCUGAGGAUGGCUGUGGAAAAUUGGUGUCAGCAGUGUGGAAAAUGUCCGCCCCAGAUCGACCAGGAUAAGCACCAAUACAGCAAAACUUUAAGAUUUCAACCGAGAGACUCAGGCACUGAAUCAGUGAUGUCUACAGAGUUGUUCGUUGAAGGCGUCGCAAUUAGUGCAAGAGAAAGUUGUCCAUUAUCGCCACUGUUGAAGAAAAUAAAUGACGUCCUUGGAGAGGUUGUGUGUCUGAUUGAGCGGCUGGAGGCUGAUCGGCAGUACGCAGAGGAAGCUCUCCGCAAAGAGAAGAGGAGAAAGAGAUUUCUGGAGAGCAAAGUUGACAGUGUUUCACUGUGGAAGCAACAAGAGCAUUCCUUUGUCGUGCAAAAAGAGCACGAGGCUUGCAACAGAGACAUCAGUGAGUUGAAGUGGCAGCUAAAAUUGGAAAAAGAGAAGCUGGACAAGCUCCAAGAGAAACUAUCAGACACAGAGGUGUUGAACCAGCAUUUACACGAUGACAUCAACUUUGCCAAAAAACAAACACCCAUUGUGAAAGAAAACCUGGACCUCCAGAGAGCCAUCAUUAAUCAAAUCAACAUUGCACAAGCAAAGGCUGAUGAGGUAAACUCAAAAACACAAAGUGAUCUCCUGAUGGUCCAGGAGGAGUUUAAAAAGAUGGAACUGGACGCCAACAAUGAAAAAAUAUCAUUGGACCAUGUUGUGCUGACGAUGGAGACUCAGCUUGCUAACAGAUUGGAAGAUUUAAACCAGAUGACGAUGCUUGAGAAAGGUCUAUGUGCUGAAAUAAAUGUUGCCGAAAAGACAGUUGCUCUUACAGAAGACAAGUGUGCAGCCAUGACGCAACGUAUCCCUGAGAUGAUGGAGCUGGAGAAAACUGAGAAAGAACGGAUUUUACAUUUGAAACGUCAAAUUGAGGAUGAAAGGCAUAAGAAUAAGAAAUUAAAAGACAAAGUAAUUGCAUUGCAAGAGGAUAUUGAGAGAUCUAAACUUAAUGGGGAAGAAGAGGUUUCCUGCAUAGAAGAGCAGUUCCAUUCAAAAUGUAAUGCUUUCGCAGCUCUCUGUAAAGAAAACAUGGAGUAUGAGCAGAAUGUUGAAGACUACAAGAUGAAAAUCUCUGAGAGUGAGAAAGCAGUAAAGCAGAUGCGCUUCGAGAGGGAGCAGAUGCUCCAGAAAAUCCUUGACAAUGAUGAGCAGCGGGAAAAGGCCAAGGAGGAGGUGACCCAAGUUGUAGCCCGGCACAGUGUCGCCCAGACUAAGCUGAACAAGCAGGAGCAGCUCACCUUCGUGGAAGAGCAGAGGGCCAGGACAGAGAUAGAAAACCUGAAGAAAGAUCUGACAGGUCAGAUAACAGUCCUGGAACUACUGAAGGGUCAGUGUGCAGACAUCAGGGAAGCACUACAACGACAGACAAGAAGCUCAGAGCUAACCAACCAAAAACUUCAGAAAGAUUUCCAAGAAGCAUCUUCAACAACAAAGGCACUAGAGACAAAAAUUGAGAAAAUCAAAAAGGUGACAGAACAUUUUGAGAAGAUUCAGUAUGAGCACGGGAAAACACUACUCGACCUUGAGAGGGAGAAAAAACUCAGAGUUGACCUCUUGAGAGCAGCCCAGGAUUUACACUCUGCAACUAUAAAGAGUUGUGAGGACACUCAGGGCAGGAUCAGUGACCUCACGAAGAAGAGCAAAGAAUACCAAGAUUCUUCGGAUGAAAUGGGAAAAACUGUUGAGAGCAUGCCAGAAGUCAUUGAAGAACUCCAAAGUGUGUUUGAUGCAGUGGAUUUCAAAAACAAAUCAGCUGCUCUCAUAAUGAGCACCUUGCAGUCUGAUAUUAAUAACUGCCAACGACAAACACAGCGAUCCAUGCAGACACACACCGCUCACGUUACAGCGAGGAAAAGGGAAAUGGAAGGAACCAAGGAAGCACUAAAAACUGCACUGGAGGAGAACAAGCAGCUGGCAAGUGAGUAUGAAGGUCUAAAGAAGAUCCUCAUGGAGGCCAGACAAGAGGAAGUGUCAGCACUGAGCAAGAAAAACCAUGAACAUAGAUCUUUACAUUAUUAUACACAGCUCUCUUUGUUGCAGAAGAGGAUGCACAAAGCUUUGGUGAAAUACUUCAAACAACGCAGCCUCUACAGCCAGGCUGAACUGGACCGGUGCCAGGCUCUCUCUCAAGAGACCAACCAGAAAAUAAAAACAGCCCAGGAGGGGUUGUCAGAGGAAAUUCAACUCAUCGCUGCGUUCCUGCAAUCCCUGACAGAUGACUCUACUACCACCGAUGAUGCCGGGGUGAACAAACAAGCUGGUCCAGAUGCCGCCAGAUCGAAUGAGUAGAUGCCUUCAGUUCAAACAGCAGUGUAAUUGGACAUUCACCUGUACCAGACAACUUACUUACCCUAGCACGCUUCACUAUCCCCCUCUAUACUUGCAGCAAAUCCAUAACAAUGAAACAGGUGACUUUCAUGCUGCUGUCAGGACUGAUCUAAUUUUAGCUGGGUGAAUGAUUGCAAUUGGCUUUGCCUCAUCAGAUAAUUAAUCUAUGUCACCAUUAAUUGGAAAAGAGAAUAAUUACAGGCAGUGUUGACAGAAAUUCUACGCUCCUCCAGAUUCCAAGAUCUAAUUACAACUAGUGAAACCCUGUGACCUUAACUAGCACUUAGUACACCUUGACCACCUUGACCAUGCCCAAGAAGACCACCGUCUCCAGAAAGACCCUGUUUUUGUCUUCGCCCCGUGCGCUCCUCAGCUCCCUUCACUCUCCCCACUCUCUGAAAG